UUCCAGAAUUGCGCCAUAAAAACUGGGAGGCGCAGUAGCACUACAGCAGCAGUAACGAGAGUGUUGUGGUCGUGUUUGUUGAUGAUGAUGUUGUAGUCGUUGUCCGUUGAAGGCUGCUGUUGCGUUGCCGUUAGCAGCCUCUUCGGUUCCUUUAACGCCGCUGUUCGUUCAACUUCGGCACCCAACGGGUAAAGCAGAGGGCAGGCGCCAGCCAUGAUUAGCAGCACGACGACAAGCGUGGUGGUGGCCCUCGGGGUGAUCGCUCUGACGACUGCGGGUGUGGUGGCUUACACCCUCUGGAACGCUCGCAAGCGCAAGUCGCCUGUACUCCUCAAAGACCCGGCCAUCAAGUACCCGCUGCGUCUUGUUGACAAGGAGAUCAUCAGCCAUGACACGCGACGUUUCCGCUUCGCUCUGCCAACUCCACGGCACAUUCUGGGCCUGCCCGUGGGUCAGCACAUCUACCUGUCGGCCACCUUUGAUGGGAACCUGGUGGUGCGCCCAUACACACCCGUGUCGAGCGACGACAACAAGGGUUACGUUGACCUCGUCGUCAAGGUGUACCUGAAGGGUGUUCACCCCAAGUUCCCCGAGGGAGGCAAGAUGUCCCAGUACUUGGACAGCCUGCCACUGGGUGACGCCAUCGAGUUCCGCGGACCAAGUGGUCUGCUGGUUUAUAACGGCAACGGUGAAUUUGCCAUCCGUCCGGACAAGAAGUCGGAGCCCAAAAUUAAAAAGGUUACCAAGGUUGGGAUGAUUGCCGGUGGCACAGGGAUCACCCCGAUGCUGCAGCUUGUUCGGCAGGUGAUGAAGUCUUCUGACGACCACACCACUUGCUCGCUGAUCUUCGCUAAUCAGACAGAGAAGGACAUCCUGCUUCGUGAUGAGUUGGAGGAGAUCCAGGCACGUCACCCCAACAAGUUCAAUCUGUGGUUCACGCUCGACACUGCCACGGAAGACUGGGAUUUCGGCAAGGGUUUUGUGACAGCCGAGAUGAUCCGCGACCACCUUCCCCCUCCGGCGGAUGAUGUCCUCAUCCUCAUGUGCGGCCCUCCUCCGAUGAUCCAGUUUGCCUGCUACCCGAGCCUCGACAAGCUCGAGUACACGCAGGCCAUGCGCUUCUCCUACUGAGGGCCUGCGCCGCUCAACCAGCCAUGGAUGGCACCGUCGUUUUAACGCCUCUCGAGCUGUUUUCAUAGGUAGCUGUGAAACCAAAAAAAAAACAAUGGUGCUUGUUUUUACGCCGAUGAAAGAAAUCCUCAGCAGGGUUACUCGGUGUCACACCUAAAACAGCAGGGCCGUGUGCCAGAUUUGGAGAAAUUAAAUCGAUUAAUUGCAACCACCAAUUGCCCCAAAACUGGUUCACAAAUGCACACAUUCAGGCCAGUCUUAUGUGUUCCCCCGUUGUGCUGCACAGGGACAAGCUGCCAUUGGGGAGGAUCCCCUAGGAUAAAAAAAAAUUGCUCUGAUAUUUGAUUGUUAUGGGCGCAAUAAAAAUUGAACUUAAUCUUUGUUUCAUUAAAGUUAACUUCAUAAAGGAAAGCUCUUGUUGCCAGGAACUUUGACCAGAUGGUUUUUGUACUCCUGGUGGAUUGCCUCCCGGGGUUUGUUUUCUUUAGUUGUGAGAUGAAGCUAAGAGCCACGUCACAGUCGGUAUUUGAAACUUGGUCACCAGCCCACCGCGCGCCUCCCUCGUAACGCGCCAAAAGCCACACGCACUGCGCGAGCCUGAGGACCGACGGAACGGUCGGCGUGUUUUGCAUGCUUCCUGCACUCAUUAUAUCAGCAGCUGCCGUGCUUUUCAAAGAGCUGCCGGCAAUUAACAGUCCUCGAGCCUUAAGAGACGGACGUACCGACGAACCACUUGAGCGAUACAUUUUUUUGUCAGUGCGGUGUAAAUGGCGAUCCACCACUUUUUCCUGGGUGGCCCCACAGCGACGCGACGGGUACAGACGUAACAAAGUGCCGUGCAAAAAAAAUUAGACGAGAUGGCCUCCUUCACGCGUGCACCGUGACUGGGAUUGUCGUUUUUUUUUAUUAGAACAGAACGCAAAAUAAGAUUACAUAGAAACCAUUAUUCAGGCGGGGGUGGUUGAAUGUGUCCCAUUUGCUUGCAUAAGACGGUAGCCCAGAAAAGUCCAUAGGUUUCCGAGCUGCAGCCUGCCAGCUUGCAGGCUCCGAUAAUAGCGUAUUGUUUUGAAUCUACUUUUAGGCCAAAGUUUUGUUUACGUAAACGCGUUAACUCCAAUGCCAAGCUGAGGGUGACCAGCGCUACCGUCUGGAGCUGGCGCGCGUAACCCGCUUGUCACGCCCACACGGAACGCUCGGACCUCAAUCAAGACGGGGUGAAGCCGUGUGCGGCUUUGUCCGUUGUGCCCGAUUUGCAUGGUAAUCGGAAACUGCCGUCGGAUAUUGCUUUGGCUGCCUUGUUAGUAGGCAUGUAACACUCUGUCCCCAUCGGCAUUCAAUGGAUUGCCGUGAUUGGAGGGGUGGGGUUCACAAUUCAAUACAAUGAUUGAUUUUUGUUGUUUCCACUGCGGUGUGUGUAGCGCCUGUAGUGCCUGUAGAGAAUUUCAUGAACCGAUCGACAUCUGAUAAUAUUGUAAUAUCACGAUUCUUGUACACGCAAUCUAUUGCACGUGUCGUUAUGUGCAAAGCAUUUAUAUUAAUCCAUUGAUGUAUUGUUACACGCCUAUUAGGUCAAGUAAUAACAUGCAACGAAACCGUACAGUUUAAGUUAAUCCGUCCAGCAUUCGACCAAGGUGAUUGUUACUCCGAGCUGAAGAGGGGGUGUGUCGAUUCAAGUCGGACUUGAUAAACAAAACAUACAUCUAUACAACCUACGCUGAUUAUUAUACCACAAUAAUAUAUCUAUUAUACAACAACAAUUCAGCGUUAUUUAAGUUUCAUAUUUGCUUUCAAUGUGUAUGGCUUACCCAUGUUUAGUGCGAGAUGCGCUAAAUGUAUUUUUUUUUUAAUCCGUGUAUCAAUAUUCUUAUUCUGUGCGCCACGAUCCUGGCAGGCCAUUCCCUGUAACACGCGCACGUCUUUGACGUGUUUAAUUUGAUCGUGCUCAUUUCCGUCGUGCCUUUUAAUUAAACGUGCACUAAAUUGGCCGCCCGAGGUUAGCGAUUUAAAUGUUUUUGUUCGUCAUUCCCGAUGUUGCUUUGCUCUCCGCUGAACGUUGAACGUUGAUAAAAGCCAAGGGGUGUGCCGCACUUUUCUGUAUUUCACGCGUGCUGGCAUUUGAAGUGAACCCGGGACGCUCUAAAUAAACUCCCCAUCAAAAAGCGUUUGUCUGAUUUCAUCGCCCCCCCCCCCCCCCUAAUUAAUGGAGGCGUUCUCAACCUGUUAAGUGUGGUAGUACCCCCCACCACCCCCAAUCAACACCACUGCUCCCUACGCUGCCCCCUCCUCCCCAGCUUCCCGCUCACUCAUGGCGCUCGCACCGCUGCAUUGGCGCGCCAAGAGUUGCUCGGGCAUAGCGAUUGCACUGCGUGGAUGUUUUCCUGGGCGAUUCCCUUCAGCUGCUGCUCCACUGCUCGUCUCGACCACUGGCCUGCCAUCCCUUGUUGGCAUCGUGUGGCCUGCUCAGGCCCACAUCCAAUUAAGAGAAACAACCCUCAAUGCCCGCUUUCCUAGCCAACGGCCAAUCACCAUCGUAGGUUAAAACCUAAAACCGGCUGGAAAUUAUAUCGCAUACAAUGGCGGGACUGCCUGCACACACAAUUAUCGCGUGUGGAAUCUUCCUCUGAUGAACUCCACGUGGCUCAAAUCUCUUGUGCAGGAUGUAGUGACCCAUCCAUUACCCUUCGUUCGUUCUGCACGGUAUCCAUCCUGCAGCCUGUGUCCCCGGGUUGAAAACGGUUGCUUUAUUAAAUGCGAUUUGUGUUGUGGGGCGCGAUACAAGUAAUGUUGAAUUGUGAUAAUAGCCAGUGAAGUAGUUGUACUGCUUUGUGUUUUGUUUCUCACCACAUUAAAAGCCAAAGAAAUCGUG
Messenger RNA from Petromyzon marinus (sea lamprey), 3997 nucleotides. RefSeq names its product NADH-cytochrome b5 reductase 3-like. Gene Ontology annotation, molecular function: FAD binding; oxidoreductase activity. Gene Ontology annotation, cellular component: mitochondrion. NCBI's taxonomy places the organism in Eukaryota, Metazoa, Chordata, Hyperoartia, Petromyzontiformes, Petromyzontidae. The record is from RefSeq and is a predicted model, not a curated record.